Triticum urartu is the source of this 3106-nucleotide messenger RNA. RefSeq names its product receptor-like protein kinase At3g21340. The record is from RefSeq and is a predicted model, not a curated record. Gene Ontology annotation, molecular function: ATP binding; protein binding; protein kinase activity. Gene Ontology annotation, biological process: protein phosphorylation. Lineage: Eukaryota; Viridiplantae; Streptophyta; Magnoliopsida; Poales; Poaceae.
UUUCACUGAUUAAUCCUAUAUAUGAGUUGCAAGAUCGAGUUAGAUGAUCUCGUGCAUGUCUACCCAGUACGUGUACGUAAGUUCUAGUACUAGAUAGUGCUGUCGUCAGCUGCUGGCCGGCUGCGCGCGUGAGCUUGCGAUGGAUCAGGGGUCGUCGCCGGGAGCAAGAGCAAUGGCGGCCCGGUGGCUCUUGCUUCUUGUCGGUCUCGCCGCAAGCAGCAGCGUUCUUCACGUCCAUGGCCAGAUCGACAAGUUAGCUGGUUUCGUAAGCAUAGACUGUGGCCUGCCGGAGAAUGCCGCCGGCUACGUGGAUGACACGACAAAGCUGCGGUACACCGGGGAUACUGGCUUCACCGAUGCAGGCACUAACCACAACAUUUCCGCCGAGUACAUCACCCCGACGAUGGACUCGGGCUGGCACACCUUGCGUAGCUUCCCCACCGGUGUGCGCAACUGCUACACGCUCCGUCCACUCGUGUCGGCAGGGCAAAAGUAUCUCGUGCGCGCCAUGUUCAUGUAUGGAAACUACGACGGUCUUGGCGUGCCGCCCAUCUUCGACCUCCACCUCGGGGUUAACUACUGGAAGACGAUGAACAUUUCAGACCCAGGCGCGACGAUGAUGACGGAAGUCAUCGCUGUUGUCCCAGGCGGCUCCCUGCAGGUGUGCCUGGUGAACACCGGCUCUGGGACGCCGUUCAUCUCCAGCCUGAGCCUAAGGCCCCUCAAGAGUGCGCUCUACCCACAGGCUAACGCGACGCAGGGCCUGGUUCUUGCCAUCAGGUCCAGCUUUGGCGGCAAGGGUGUCAGGUACCCAGAUGAUCCUUACGACCGGUUAUGGCCCCCGUCGAGCGACCCUACAGAGUGGUCAGAGAUCUCAACAACCAAGAGUGUGAUAAAAGUCGAUGGCUUCGAAGUGCCAUCUGCUGUGAUGCAGACCGCCAUCAAGCCUCUCAACUCCUCUGCCCCCAUCCGAUUCUCCUGGAACGCGAAGCCGAACGCUUACAAUCCCAUCCCGAGGUAUAUUUGCAUGUCGUACUUCGCAGAGCUUGAGAGCAACAGCAAGGUGCGCGAGUUCUACAUCACCAUGAAUGGCAAGCUCUUGUACCCUCUCGUCAUGUCGCCACGGUACCUCGUAACCGCUGCCAUCUACAACGACAAACCGUACCAUGGCUUUGACCAGUACAACAUCUCGCUGAAUGCCACCGCGAACUCAACGCUUCCACCGAUCAUUAACGCCGUCGAGGUCUUCUUGGUCCUCCCUACCACCGGCACAGCCACGGCAACCCAGGAUGUUUCUGCCCUUACGGCGAUCAGAGCCAAGUACCGGGUGAAAAAGAACUGGAUGGGGGAUCCUUGUGUGCCGAGAAAAUUUGUGUGGGAUGGAUUGAGUUGUAGCUAUGCUGUCUCCAGCCCACCAACUGUCACAGGCUUGAACCUAUCUUCUAUGGGUCUGAGUGGCAACAUCUCGUGUUCUUUGGGGGAUCUCAGAGGAUUAGAGUACCUGGAUUUGUCACGCAAUAAUCUGACGGGCUCCAUUCCUGACAGUCUUUCACAAUCUCCGUCGCUUGCACUUCUUGAUUUGACAGGAAAUUGGCUUACCGGAGAAAUUCCUUCCAGGCUCCUGAAAAGAAGUCAAGAUGGCUUCCUAACUCUCAGAUAUGGUAACAAUCCGGACCUCUGCAGCAAUGGCAAUCCCUGUGUGCCUCCGAAGAGGAAGAGCAAUUCUAUAGUUCCCGUAUAUGUUGCCAUUCCAAUAGUUGCAAUACUGGUGAUUUUGUUGUUUUCUGUGCUGCUCAUUUGCAUGCGAAGGAGAAGGCAAGGAAGAAUAAGCAACAGUGUUAAGCCUCAGAACGAGAUGCGCUUUAUCCCAUCGCACUCUCGGAACAGAAACAAUGACAGCUCAUUACGACUUGACAAUCGCCGGUUCACGUACAAGGAACUGGAGGCCAUAACAAACAACUUCCAGCGAGUGAUCGGCCAAGGAGGGUUUGGAGAAGUCUAUGAUGGAUUCUUGGAGGAUGGCACCCAGGUGGCUGUCAAGCUUCGGUCUGAGUCAUCUGCUCAAGGUGUACAAGAGUUCCUCGUCGAGACCUUAGCUAAGAUUCAUCACAAACAUCUUGUAACCAUGGUUGGCUACUGCAACGACAAAGAACACAUGGCCCUUGUGUACGAGUACAUGUCUGAAGGAGCUCUACAUGAACAUCUUAGAGGGAGCGACAAAACUUUAACCUGGGGACAGAGACUUCGUAUUGCCUUGGAAUCUGCACAAGGGCUUGAGUAUCUACACAAGGGGUGCAAUCCACCCCUCAUUCAUAGGGAUGUGAAGACAUCCAACAUUUUGCUGAAUGCCAACCUUGAGGCCAAGAUUGCCGAUUUUGGCCUACUCAAGGCUUUCAAUCGCGAUUGUGAUACCCAUGUGUCCACAGCCAGGUUGGUCGGCACGCGUGGUUACCUUGCCCCUGAGUAUGUAGCAACAUUGCAGCUGACUAAUAAGAGCGACGUAUAUAGUUUCGGAGUAGUGCUGUUGGAAAUAGUCACGGGCCGACCUCACAUCUUGAAUGAUCCAGAACCUAUAAGCAUCACCGAGUGGGCGCAGAAAUGCCUUUCACAGGGCAACAUAGAGGGCGUGGUGGACGCACGCAUGCGGGGAGAGCACGACAUCAAUGGUGUCUGGAAAGCAGCGGACAUUGCUCUUAAGUGCACUGCACAAACACCAAUGCAACGGCCCACAAUGACCGAGGUAGUGGCGCAGCUGAAAGAGUGUCUUGAGCUUGAGACUAUGUGCCGCAGGGGUGGCAGGUCAAACGCCAUCUUUCACACAGUGGGGAGCAGCGACUCAGUCACAAGUUAUGAUGGUUACACCACUAAUCAGUCUGCUGGUGUGAGUCGUAUCAAUGUUGUAGACAUGGAUCAUUUAGGCAGGGUCCCAACCAUGACUACUGGUCCGGUUGCGAGGUGAGGAGAUGACAUGGAUAAUUUGUUCUCUCCACAUAUCCUCUACAAGUUUCCCUUUAAGAACAAGAAUUUGAUGAUGUUGUAUCAUCAAUGAAAGAGCAAAUUUGUAAUGCUACUUUAUUCUUCUAUGCAUAUCUUGCUUUAAAAUACA